Messenger RNA from Fusarium tjaetaba, 441 nucleotides. RefSeq names its product arylsulfatase. The transcript has 4 exons. The coding region runs from base 1 to 441 and encodes 146 amino acids. Lineage: Eukaryota; Fungi; Ascomycota; Sordariomycetes; Hypocreales; Nectriaceae. Gene Ontology annotation, molecular function: arylsulfatase activity. The record is from RefSeq and is a predicted model, not a curated record.
AUGGGCUCAUUACCAUCUACACGACCAAACUUUCUAGUCAUCGUCGCCGAUGAUCUCAGCUUCAGUGACUGCGGUUGUUACAGCUCAGAAAUCUCAACACCAAACAUUGACCGUCUCGCCUCAGAAGACAGGGGCAUUCGCUUCACGGAAUUCCAUGUCGCUGCAGCAUGUCAGAUCAACUCCAGAGAUUACCAGGAGUUGACCUGCUCACAAGGCAUGAGCGGCAAGCGGCAUCUUGGCCUGAAACCGGAGCAUCAUCCGAAAAAGAGAGGGUUCAAGAAGAGUUUGGCUCUGCUGCCUGGAUGUGCAAAUCACUUUGCGUAUGAACCCGAGUAUCAAGAUUCCAAGUCUGAACCGGUGAAAUUCUUUGAGAUAGCUGCACAAGCGCUGUGUGCCGAGGACGGAAGGAUUCUCGCUGAGAGUGAAUUGGGCCAAGAUUAG